AUGAGGAAUCCUAAUAAGUCCUUUCCGGUCAAACGAUGGGAUGGCGCAAACAAGACGUCUAGCGAUUGGGAUGGCCUCAGGAGGGAUUCUGAACUCUGGUUCGAUGACGGUGACUGCCUCGUGCAUCUGUACGCGAAAGGCAAUUCGCGACGGGGGCCCUCGAUACGCGUUCCCUUCGCCGCAAUCCAGGAGGCACGAUCCGGUGCGAUUUUUGACAUCUGCUUCGCACAGUUGACUCCGCAAGCGCAGUCAGAUUAUUACGGCUUUGGGGUCCAUGAUGAGGCCGAAGUUGCGCGAACAGCAGGAAAGUACGAGCUUUAUAUCCCCGCGCCCGAAGAUGCUAAGAAAGAGGAUGCUUUCCUAUGGCAUAUCACUACGCGGAAUUAUUUUGCUUUCCUGGCCGGCAAGCCCCUGGUAGGCUCUCACUUGGGAAGGUCCCUAGUCGAUUUGCAAGAAAGAUUACACCUGUUCCGGAAUGGCGACGCGGACAAUCACAAGGACCUCAUGGCAUACAUGGAGGACAUGGGGUACCUGAACUUUGUCCAUUGUCCGGACCAUGCGUUGGCUGUACUUUUCUACGCCGAGCAUUACCAAUUGCGCGAUCUAUGGAUAGACGCGUUCGCCCACUGCGUCGGAAUGAAUGAUUUAUUGUGUUUGAGCACCGAACUCGAGCCUAUCUGCAGAGUCACCAAGGCGCUCAUUACCCGCGCAUAUCUUGAAAUGGACCUCCACGUCGGUCGCGUCGAAAGAGCACUCAGUACCUUCCUCGAAGACGAUCUGUCCGCGAGUCGUCUUGGCGUAAGUCAGGGAGCACGGAAUCAUCUUGAGCGAUUCCGCUCAUUCCUGCACUCAUUUUACGUCGAGAAGUUUAGCUACUGGCCUCCCCCGGAGGGGUCAUCGUUCUCAAAGCCUCUAUACCGCUCGAUGUAUUUCGACUUCCGCAGUCUGUACGACUUCCUCGUCGACAUGGAAUCGUCCGACGCGCUCAUACACCAGAAGCCCGCAAACGGCGGCAUCUGCGUGCUGCAGAACAUCCAGGCAUUUGACAGGCGUCACAAAUACGAACCGCUGCCCCAUCCAUUACCACUUAUACCCGAAAUCCCUCUCGAAGGUCGCAGCAGACAGUCGCAACGAUCGUUGAUCGCUUUCAGACUUGAGUCGAAGAACGCCAAGAAUGAACGACAAACGACGGUACGAGCCAUACUUUCAGCGGCCACGAAUACUAGAAAUACAUCCAUCUUCAAAAGCCCUCUCGUACGCGCCUACGCCCGCUUCGAGAGAGAGUGGUCCGUGAAGCAAGAAGAGAAGGUUUCCAUUGCGGACGCCAGAAGAGUGCGUUGGAUCAUGAUUUACGCCAUCCUCCAAAUGCUCGUCUCGGUCAUGCGCGCGCCGAAAGAAGUGCGCAACUCGGAGGAACCUUCCUACCUGCUUUGCUGUCUGACAGCUGGGUGCCCGCCUUGGAAGGCACGUGACAUGUCCAAAGUACUCAGCCCUGCUCUGGAGGAUGCGACGCCCAGGGCUGUGCAAGUACCGACAGUUCGCGUUGAUGCCAUGCCUUCGAUAACAGACAAGCCGCUACCGGCAACGCCUUCUCCUCGCAUUUCCAUCCAUCCCGACUGCGAGGUCGACUACUUCAGCGGAUUACACGGAGAGCCACCUCUACGACCUCUAUCCAUCGACAUCCCUGCUCCUCUUCGCAUCACUCCCAGUGGUUCUACCCCGGCGUCAAUCAAACGUAAUGACUCUAUGAGCGCAAUCAAGACCCUCUCGUCUGCCUUCUCUUCUCGCCGCAGCAGCGUUGUUGUAAAGCCUGCGCCGUCGCCCUUUCAUGAGAUCAUGAUUCACGGUUACGGCAAUGGCACACACCCUGUUGUUGUCGACCCUCCUUCGGCUACCAGCCAAGUGCUUGGUUCACCAUUCCAACGGCCCGGAUUCAGCUCACGGCCAUGGACCUCCGGAGCUGAAGAGGGCAUUGAGGAGCCUCUCGCUCUCCACCGGCUCCGUAGCCAAGACUCCGCCCAAAGCGCACCGAACAGUCGGCCAUCGAACCUGCGGAUCAGCACCGCACCAGCGCUUGAAACCCUCUCUCGGUCACCGAUCCUGGAAGCAUUCCAGCUCGACCACAUCCACGAGUCAACCACACCGGCCCUCACGGACUCGCCCGUCAGCGCCAGCAUCAACGACCACUAUAGCUACUCCAGUGCGCCGCUUACCCCGAUCUGGUCGAGCGGUUCGGAAGAUGGGUGCAGCCUAGCGACCGGAACGACAGCGUCGACUAGCAAGCGAAAUAGUGUGUCGUCGAGCCACUACGGCACGGCGCCUCCAACUCCCGUCAUUGCUUCUAGGGAAGCACUCCCAAGGUCCUGGACGUCGGCGCUUGUCAACGACGAGCAGCUCCGUCGCAAGGAGAGCGAAGAGCUCUUCACGAGCUACAAACACCUAGUCGUCAUCCGCAAAUCGGUAUCUCUUGAGUCGCUGCGUCUUGGUCGCGAGGAUGCGAGCAACGCCGAGGUUGACAUCUUCUCCGCGCUCUCGCUUCUUCCUGAGAAAGAGUUCCCAGCCUUCAUGCCGGCGCAUGCUCGGCACUCCGCUGUAGAUCUCAGCGCAGCACGAGCGCCGGCUUUGGAUAUGAGUCUGCUGCAGGACGAGAACCGGUCGAUCAUGUUGAAGGUGGGCGAUGUGGUUCGGGAUGUGAGUCAGGUCACGCUGCCGAUCUCGAGGAUGAUGGGGAGGGAGGCCAGGCAGAAGAGGAGAAUUACUAUGCGCUGA
This is a messenger RNA of Coniosporium apollinis CBS 100218, 2769 nucleotides long. RefSeq lists its product as uncharacterized. NCBI's taxonomy places the organism in Eukaryota, Fungi, Ascomycota, Dothideomycetes. Bases 1 to 2769 code for a protein of 922 amino acids. The record is from RefSeq and is a predicted model, not a curated record. The transcript has 4 exons.